This is a messenger RNA of Schizophyllum commune H4-8, 1425 nucleotides long. Its product is annotated as developmentally regulated GTP-binding protein. NCBI's taxonomy places the organism in Eukaryota, Fungi, Basidiomycota, Agaricomycetes, Agaricales, Schizophyllaceae. Gene Ontology annotation, biological process: cytoplasmic translation. Gene Ontology annotation, cellular component: cytoplasm. Gene Ontology annotation, molecular function: GTP binding; GTPase activity. The coding region runs from base 65 to 1165 and encodes 366 amino acids. The transcript has 16 exons. The record is from RefSeq and is a predicted model, not a curated record.
GACUUCCCCAGCGCACAGCGCUCUCCACUGCUUUCAUCUAUCCUGAACCUCCGGACACGCCGAGAUGGGUAUCGUAGAGAAGAUCAAGGAGAUCGAAGAUGAGAUGGCGAGGACGCAGAAGAAUAAGGCCACGGAAUAUCACUUGGGUCUCCUCAAGGCAAAGCUCGCGCGAUACCGCGCGCAACUGCUGGAACCCGCAGCCAAGUCAAGCGGCGGUGGCACUGGAUUCGACGUACAGAAGUCCGGGGAUGCGCGAAUAGCGCUGAUCGGGUUCCCCUCCGUGGGCAAAUCUACUCUACUGUCCAAGACUACGCAUACCGCGUCCGAGACUGCGGCGUAUGAGUUCACUACCCUCACUGCAAUUCCCGGUGUCAUCGAGUACAAGGGCGCUCGUAUACAACUUCUCGAUCUUCCCGGUAUCGUCGAAGGAGCAGCGCAGGGUCGUGGUCGUGGGCGACAGGUCGUAUCGACUGCGAAGACGGCCGAUCUAAUCGUCAUGAUGCUUGACGCGACAAAGAGUGACGAGCAGAGAAGAUUACUGGAGAUUGAGCUCGACGCAGUAGGAAUCCGCUUGAACAAGCAGAAGCCGGAUGUCGUGUUCAAGAAGAAAAUGACUGGUGGCAUCACCUUCACUGCUACGGUCAAGCUGACGAAGACGGACGAGAAGACCAUCCGAACGAUCUUGGCAAGCUACAAGUUACACAACUGCGAUGUCAUGAUCAGGGAAGACAUCACAACAGACGAGUUCAUCGACGUCCUCAUAGGAAACCGCAAAUACGUGCCAUGCCUCUACGUCUACAAUAAGAUCGACUCUAUCAGCUUGGAGCAGGUAGACAAGAUAGCACGCGAGCCACAUACAGCGGUCAUCAGUUGCGAGAUGGACUUAAACUUGGACUACUUGAUCGAACGCAUGUGGGACGAUCUUGGCUUGGUCAAGAUCUACACGAAGAAGCGUGGAGCGCAUCCUGAUCUCGACGACCCCGUUUGUCUUCACAAGGGCUCUACUAUCGAGACGGUUUGUAACAGCAUUCAUAGGUCCCUCGUACCGAGCUUCAAGUACGCCUUAGUAUGGGGCAAGUCCAGCAAGUUCAACCCGCACGCGCAGAAGGUCAGCCUGAACCACGUUGUACAAGACGAAGACGUUGUAACAAUAUUCACGAAAUGAAAGCCGGCUCUCUCGUAUUGCGCGUAGUCAGCAAUGUAUGUACCACUUACUGUAGCAAUGCCAACAAGGUUCUUUGGGGAACAGACUGCGUCAGACCUAAUCGGACGAGAACUACAAUUACUAUACAUUGACUUGGAAGUUCGCCAGCGAGUCGAUAGAGAGCGAGAUUUCGCCUGACAGCAAUUCGACCAACUCGAACUCGCCACACCUGAGCGCAGGAGAGCGCCCGCGUCCCCCAAUGGCGAGAUAGGCGGUCACCG